Messenger RNA from Penicillium cataractarum, 840 nucleotides. Its product is annotated as SDR family oxidoreductase. The transcript has 3 exons. Gene Ontology annotation, cellular component: lipid droplet; endoplasmic reticulum. The coding region runs from base 1 to 840 and encodes 279 amino acids. NCBI's taxonomy places the organism in Eukaryota, Fungi, Ascomycota, Eurotiomycetes, Eurotiales, Aspergillaceae. Gene Ontology annotation, molecular function: acylglycerone-phosphate reductase (NADP+) activity; triacylglycerol lipase activity. Gene Ontology annotation, biological process: triglyceride catabolic process; phosphatidic acid biosynthetic process. The record is from RefSeq and is a predicted model, not a curated record.
AUGGACUCACAAACAAAGUACGCCCUAAUCACAGGCUGUAGCGAUGGCGGCAUCGGCUCAGCCCUCGCCCAAGCAUUCCACAGCAAGGGCAUCCACGUCUUCGCCACGGCUCGAGAUAUCUCCAAACUUCAAGGCCUACAAGAUCUCUCCAAUAUAAAAUUCCUUCAACUGGACGUGACAUCCCCCGAAAGCAUUGCGGCAGCGUACAAGAUUGUUGAACGAGAGACUAAUGGCAAACUACAUUAUCUGGUUAACAACUCUGGCGCGGGCUUCGUGAUGCCUCUCUUAGACUCGGAUGCUGAGAUGGGACAGAAGAUGUUUGAUGUUAAUGUUUGGGGCGUUGUUCGAGUCACUCAGGCUUUUGCGUCGCUGGUGGUUAAUGCGAAGGGGACUGUUGUGAAUAAUGUGUCCACGGCUUCUUGUUUGGGGUUACCAUAUCAAGGAAUGUACUGCGGCUCCAAAGCGGCGAUUCGAUUAAUGAGUGAAACGUUGGCAUUGGAGAUGAAACCACUGGGUGUGAAAGUGAUUAUUGUUAUCACGGGAAACAUCCGGACACGAUGGUUCACCAACUCCCCAAGGUUUGAACUACCAGAGGGUUCUUACUAUGCCUCGAUUAUUGACCAGAUUGGGGUCUUUGCGAGGGGAGAACAAGGGCAUCCGGAAAUGGAGCCCAAGGUGUAUGCAGAGAAGGUUGUGGGUGAUGUCCUCGGUGGAGCUGAAGGGACGAUAUGGCGAGGUGCACAGUCAAGUACUAUUAGAAUCGCUAUGUCUAUCAUUCCAACUUGGUUGCUGAAUAAACUUGCUUUCAAGGGAACAGGACUCGAUACCCUGGAGAUAUAA